This is a messenger RNA of Thalassophryne amazonica, 3245 nucleotides long. It is a transcript of the gene rnf11a, whose product is annotated as ring finger protein 11a. The coding region runs from base 292 to 735 and encodes 147 amino acids. NCBI's taxonomy places the organism in Eukaryota, Metazoa, Chordata, Actinopteri, Batrachoidiformes, Batrachoididae. The transcript has 3 exons. The record is from RefSeq and is a predicted model, not a curated record.
AAAUUAAGACGGGGAAUUUCCGGUUUGUAUUUUGUAAACACAAGGAAACCACAGCAAAGGCGGACAUGGUGGUAUUUCCUCGCUAAAACGCUUUGUCAUUCGCUGUUUUAACAGCUAGCGUGCAGUUCGCCGUCAUAGCUUUAUUUCGCUGGAGUGUUUUUCGACGCGUCUGCUGAACAAACUAGUAGACGUCGAGUCCGCCAUCGGGGUUCUGGUGGGUGUGUUAGCUAGCUGUACAGCUGCCGUGUGCUAACGCAGGAAGGAGUGAACUCUCAUGGUGGUCUCAGUUCGAUGGGGAACUGUCUGUUUUCACAAACUGCCGACGACUUGUCUCUGCUGAACGAGUCUGAAGGGGGCAGUCUGCCUGGAGAACCGCCGCCGCCUUACCAGGAGCGCAUCGAGCCGGUGCCAGUCUACCACCCCAACCCAGGGGAGAGUCGCCUGGCCAGUCAACUGACCGAGGAGGAGCAGGUCCGCAUCGCUCAGCGCAUCGGUCUCAUCCAUCAUCUGCCCAAAGGCAUCUUUGACCCAGGCUCGGGCCAGUCUGACAAAAAAGUUAAAGAGUGUGUGAUCUGUAUGAUGGAUUUUGAGUAUGGCGAUCCCAUUCGGUUCUUACCCUGUCUUCACAUCUACCAUGUGGAUUGCAUUGACCCCUGGCUGAUGCGCUCCUUCACCUGCCCCUCCUGCAUGGAGCCAGUAGACGCAGCUCUGCUGUCCACUUAUGAAGCCAACUGAGUCACCCCUUGUGGUGGCUCCUGCCUAAAAAUAACUGCACCUUUUUUAGCCGAAACUGUCCUUGCUGUUCUAAGAGGUAGCUAGUGUGUUGUGGCAUUACGCUGGUGUUUAAGGGGGUGUUUUAGGAGGCAUCAAGAUAUUGAAAACUGCUCAACAAUGUGUUGCUUAGGGCUGAUUUGGGCUGGUUUGGACUUAGGAAACUCUGCCUUUUAUAGUCAGACGUGCCAAAUCAAGAUAGAUGAGGUUUACGAAGAAGUGUACAAGUAGCAAAAUAGUUUUACUUUCGUAUGACUGAGAGUCUAAUUAUUGUUUUUUGUUUUGUUUUAUGGUAAUGAAUUGCAUGUCAUCUAUAUAAUUUACCUCCCCUUUCUAGAUUUAAUGUGCAAUAUAUAAUAUAUAUAUAUUGAGAGAAGACGCACGGAAUUUAUUUUGGUCAACUGAAGGCAGGUGGUGUUGUGGAGAAUAAGACUGACAGUGUAGUUGCGUACACUAGGAGAGAAUGCAUUAAGGGCCCUAUCUUGGUGAUCUAUGGCACAUUGCGUAAUUACAUUUGGUGCAUGUCCAACUCCACAUUGCUCUUAAGAGAGUGCGUAAGCUCAACAUACAAUACGGUGCAGAGAGCAAAGAUGUUGGAUUUGUUUACUUAGAAAGUCAUGGGAGUGUUUUUGUUUCGGUAUAGUAACAUGAAAUAACCCAGUCAUUGUCAUCUGUUGUUUCCUUUAAGAGCCACGUCUGCCAGGAACCAGGCUAUUAUAGAAAUCCGACUCAAGCGAGAGGUUGAGGUUGAUCUGCAGCCGCAUGUGGAUCUGCAUCUGCACAUCACAGCACACCAGUGGAGUGCAGGCACCAAACCUUCCUGAGGUGAUGCAUAGAGCUGUGUGCGGUGCAGCGGAGUCAUAGUUAUCACUGGUGUAGUAAUGUGCCAUAUUAUGGAUGGCGCAGAACCAUCAACAUCGUGAGAAAUGGGGCUAAUGAGAAUCCCUGCCACACCCUAAAUGAAUAAAAAUAUAUCGACUCCAGUGAAAAAUAAUAUGGAUGAAAUAGAAAAAUGUUAAACACGUAUUAGUUUGGAAACCAGUAGUCAUUAUGGAAAACAUGCACAGCUUGGCUCAGCACUGCAGCCCGGAGACUGCGAUAAUCAAAACUUAUACUUUUCUUAUACAUGCAGCUGAUUGCACAGUAAUUUUCUGUGAAGGACAAGUUAAAGUCAUGGAAAUAUUAACUUGUGAUUCUGUGGUGUGAACCAAUGGGCUUUUGCGGUGCAGGCAAGUUUAAGCCUUACCGAUCACCAAAUUAUCAGCCACAGAUUUCUCAAACGUAAUACUACAAACACACAUUUGAUUCAUGAAAUUUUUCAUCCAGGUUUUACUUUUAAAGUAGUAGGUUUUGAAAUGAAAACAGUCAAGAUUAAACUUCUGCUCAAACAAGACAAUUAUUAAAGAGGUUAUGCAGUGCAAAACCAGUAAUAUCACUGUCCAAAAAGUGACUGAUACAUACAGUGAUGAUCAUUUUUGGUCAUAUUUCUCGCCCCAUAUAACGUACAAACAUGAAGUUUUAUUUAGCUUCAUUUCAUUAAUAGUUCUGUUCAUUUCGGCUUUCUUGUGUAUACACAGCAGUGUGUAUGUGUGUUGUGAGCGCACUCGUGUAAUACACUUCUCACUGUAUUGCGCUGUGUAAACACCAGAACACCUUCAGACCAGGUUAUUGCUGAUCUGAUAACAAUCCACCAACGCUGGGCCUGAUCACACCUCAUUUUUCGACCAACACAACCACAGACACACAGAUGAGUGUAGUUCUACUCACUGUUUACGUGAUAUGCGCGCGAUGUGUGACAAUCUCUGAAUGACACUUGCACUGUGCAAAGUGGAAGACAGGACCUUUAAGGUCUUGAAGCCACAGGCCGCUUUACUGAAAUGCAAUUUAGCAAAACUGAAACCCGAGCAGAGUUUUUCUGAUCACAAGAUAUGCUUUGAGGUUUCCUGAUCGUUCGUGUGUACAUCACUCCGACACACAUGCGUGUUCUUUCAGUGUUUGGAGAGAUUUUGAGUUUGGCUUAGUUUUAAUGUUCGGGGAGUUGUUGACUGUUCUGUUGGUACCCUUUUGAAGCUGCUUUUUCUGAACGCAGACUUAUUUAAGUUUCCACAAUGUGGAUUGUUUGCUUCGGGUUUGUGCUGUCUAGUACAUUAAAAAAAAAAAACCUUUACUUUCUCUUUUUUCAUUAAUAUUUACAGUCACAAGUAUAAAAAUAAGAUAUUGUGCAAUCUUCCUUAAAGCACCUUGGAAUGUCCCUAGUGGCUCUCUGUAGUUUGACUAUAGAAGAGUGUGGGUGUGUCUCUUGAUACUACGUGAUAUGUGUUUAACGGAGGGUGGAUACAGAUUGUCAUGUUGCGGUGACACUGUGACUUGAUCCUGUCAGAAGUGUUUUUUAGUAGUUACAAUUUUUUAGUGUGAAGCUGUUAUUUUGUAUGGACAGCUUUCAAACAGCAACUAAAGCAUUUCCAGCUCUUCAA